CUUGUUUCUGACUGAAGAUCAGAGAAUCCCAGAAGCUCAGAGUUGAGAAUUGAAUAGAAACAAGCCAUGGCUCUAGCAGCCGCCUCCACCGCUAGCGGCAGCUCCGCCCUAUUCGGCGCCAAUUCCACCUUCAAACCUCCUUCCGUUAUCCCUCUCCCCGCCACUCCCAACGCCAAUCCAAAAUUCAAGCCCAGAAUCAAACCCGUCUCCGCAGUUCUAUCAUCCCCGUCACCGAAAUCCGCCACACCGGAUCCCGACGCAAGAUGGGGCCUUAACAGCUGGAAAUCCAAACCCGCUUUCCAGAUUCCGGAGUACCCGAACGAAGGUGAGCUUGAAUCAGUCCUCAAGACUCUCGAAGCCUACCCUCCGAUCGUUUUCGCCGGCGAGGCCCGUAGCCUCGAGGAGAAACUGGGACAGGCGGCUAUGGGGAAUGCAUUCCUCUUGCAGGGCGGCGAUUGCGCCGAGAGUUUUAAGGAAUUCAGCGCUAAUAAUAUUAGGGACACUUUCAGAGUCAUAUUGCAGAUGAGUGUGGUGCUUAUGUUUGGGGGUCAAAUGCCUGUCGUCAAGGUGGGGAGGAUGGCUGGCCAAUUUGCGAAGCCGAGGUCUGAUCCCUUUGAAGAAAAGGAUGGUGUGAAGCUGCCAAGUUACAGGGGAGACAAUGUGAAUGGAGAUGCUUUUGAUGAGAAAUCAAGAGUUCCAGACCCCAAUAGGAUGAUCAAGGCGUAUACUCAAUCUGUGGCUACGUUGAACCUACUCAGGGCGUUUGCUACUGGAGGUUAUGCUGCCAUGCAGAGAGUUAGCCAGUGGAAUCUCGAUUUUACAGAUCAUAGUGAGCAAGGGGAUAGAUACCGUGAACUUGCUCACCGAGUAGAUGAAGCAAUGGGAUUCAUGGCUGCCGCUGGGCUUACACUUGACCAUCCAAUCAUGACCACAACAGACUUCUGGACGUCCCAUGAAUGCCUACUCUUGCCUUAUGAACAAGCGCUUACAAGGGAGGAUUCAACAUCGGGCCUUUAUUACGACUGCUCUGCUCACAUGCUUUGGGUCGGGGAACGCACAAGGCAAUUGGAUGGUGCACAUGUUGAGUUCCUGAGAGGAGUUUCCAAUCCACUUGGAAUCAAGGUGAGUCAGAAAAUGGAUCCGAAUGAGCUGGUCAGGCUUAUAGAUAUUCUAAACCCUAAAAACAAACCGGGAAGAAUAACAGUGAUAGUGAGAAUGGGAGCUGACAACAUGAGAGUGAAACUUCCCCAUCUGAUCAGGGCAGUUCGGAGUGCAGGUCAAAUUGUUACUUGGGUCAGUGAUCCUAUGCAUGGGAAUACCACUAAGGCUCCUUGUGGACUGAAAACCCGAUCCUUCGAUGCAAUCAGGGCUGAGCUUAGAGCAUUCUUUGAUGUACACGACCAAGAAGGGAGCUUCCCCGGGGGUGUGCAUCUGGAGAUGACUGGCCAGAACGUGACAGAGUGCGUUGGAGGCUCUCGCACAGUUACUUACAACGACCUAAGCUCGCGGUAUCACACACACUGUGAUCCAAGACUUAAUGCUUCUCAGUCACUCGAACUGGCCUUCAACAUCGCAGAGCGCCUCCGAAGAAGGAGGCUUGGAUCUCUCUUCAAGCUGUGAAACCAUUGGCCUUGCCUAACUGGGUCAGGUCUGGUUUUAGUUUGGGUAAGAGAAUCAAACACCUAUUUCACCAUCUACAGUGGAUUACCAUAUAAGAUGCUAUUGAACUUAGAAGGCUAUGUAUAUGAAGCUUUCUUGAAUUUAAGCCUCAACUAUAAAGUCAGGUUGCAGUUUUGAAGUAUGAUGUUAGUAAGUACAGCAAUAAUCAUCUGCUGACAUUACUGGGUUUUGCUUAAAUUAUUACUUCCUAUCAGAGUAUUAAGUCAUCUUUGUUAUAA
Molecule: messenger RNA, 1898 nt
Organism: Ipomoea triloba (trilobed morning glory)
Lineage: Eukaryota; Viridiplantae; Streptophyta; Magnoliopsida; Solanales; Convolvulaceae
Product: phospho-2-dehydro-3-deoxyheptonate aldolase 2, chloroplastic-like
Exons: 5
Coding region: 67-1620 (517 amino acids)
Biological process (GO): aromatic amino acid biosynthetic process
Molecular function (GO): 3-deoxy-7-phosphoheptulonate synthase activity
Source: RefSeq, a predicted model, not a curated record